CCCCUCCCUCUCAUUCAUCCGACCAUCGGCUCAGAUCAUCAGACACGUUGUUCUCUCGCCUCGACUGCAACUUUCCUUCUUUUUUUUCUUUUUUUUCCUUUUUUUGUCUUAUUUAUUUAUUUUUUUCUUCUGUCGGAUAUCUGAGUUUUAAGACGACGAUAAACAAAAUCGCCAGGAGACAUGAUUCUCAGGAGGAGUCUCUUCUUGCUGCUCUUAUCAUUUAAUUUCCUCCACGCAUUACCUGAAGAUGGUGAGCAGGAGGACGAGACGUCGUUUGACUUGUUUGAAAUCAGCCACAUCACGCGCAAGACUCUGGGGGCCAAACAGUUCCGGGGCCAAAACUCAGACGCCCCUGCCUACCGCUUCAUCCGCUUCGACCACCUGCCCCCAGUGAGCCCCCCCAUACUGAAGCAAAUCCUACGACAGAUCCAAAACAAUGAGGGCUUUGUGUUCGCAGCCAGCAUACGCCAGGACCGUGCCUCGCGGGGCACCCUGAUUGGUUUGGAGGGCCCCGAUGGCCAGCGGCAGUUUGAGAUCGUGUCCAACGGACGGGCCAACUCUCUGGACCUGGUUUACUGGGUCGAGGACUCCCAGAACGUGGUUUCAUUCGAGGAUGUGGACCUGUCUGACUCGCAGUGGAAGAAUAUUACCCUUCACAUUCACGGGGAAAAUGCAAACUUGUUUGUGGGCUGCAGCCUGAUAGACAGCCACAUCCUGGACGAGCCUUUCUACGAGCACCUGCAGGCUGAGGGAAGCCGCAUGUACGUUGCAAAGGGAUCCAUCCGGGAGAACCACUUCAGGGGCCUUCUGCAGAACGUUCGCUUCGUCUUUGACACCCCAGUUGAAGACGUCCUGCUCAGCAGAGACUGCGAGGUCUCCAAACAAGACGAUGCUAACACUGUGAGCGAGAGCACAGAAAUUGUGGAUGUGAGCCCCUCCAUCACCACAAACGUCAUCGGUCAGAAGACGGACGAUGCGGGCACCGAUAUGUGCGAGCGCUCGUGCGAGGAACUCAGCACCAUGUUCCAGGAGCUCAAAGGCCUGCGACAUGUGGUCAGCAACCUCAUCGAUGGCUUGCAAAAAGUGACGGAGGAGAACUCAGUCAUGAAGGAGGCCCUUGGGAGGAUGAAGAACACUAAAGAGAAAAACAUGUGCUGGCAGGAUGGCCGGCUGUUUGACGAUAAGGAAGACUGGGUUGUGGACAGCUGCACCAAAUGUACCUGCCAGGAGUCCAAGAUCGUGUGCCACCAGAUUACAUGCCCUGCAGUGGCCUGUGCCAGCCCCUCAUUUGUCGACGGCGAGUGCUGCCCCGUGUGUCUGCACAGUGAGGAUGGCUGGUCCCUGUGGUCGGAGUGGACGGAGUGCACAGUCACCUGCGGGACAGGAACUCAACAGAGGGGUCGUUCGUGCGACGCAACCAGUAACCCCUGCGAUGGACCUUCUAUCCAAACCCGCAAGUGCAGCCUCGGAAAAUGCGAUAGCCGUGUUCGGCAGGACGGAGGCUGGAGUUUGUGGUCGCCGUGGUCGUCAUGUUCUGUGACCUGCGGAGAGGGACAGAUCACCAGAAUACGCCACUGCAAUGCUCCCGUGCCACAGCUGGGGGGCAAAGACUGCGAGGGAAGCGGGAGAGAAACUCAGCGCUGCACUGCACAGCCGUGUCCCAUUGAUGGUGGUUGGGGUCCCUGGUCUCCAUGGGCAACCUGUUCAGCAACAUGUGGAGGGGGAGUCAAAACUCGAAUGCGUGAGUGCAACAGCCCUCAACCUCAGCAUGGCGGCAGGAAGUGUAUUGGAGAGGCCAACGACGAGGCUGGCUGCAACAAAAAAGACUGUCCAAUCGAUGGCUGUCUAUCUAACCCAUGCUUUGGUGGAGUGGAUUGUAACAGCGCUCCAGAUGGAUCCUGGGAGUGCGGCCCAUGCCCUGCUGGUUUCCGUGGAAAUGGCACCCACUGUGAAGACAUUAACGAGUGCGACAUGGUAUCUGAUGUUUGCUACAAAGUCGCUGGAACGCAGCGCUGCGUCAACACCGAUCCAGGUUUCCACUGCCUGCCCUGUCCCAAACGCUACAAGGGCACCCAGCCCUUCGGUAUGGGUGUGGAGGCCGCCAAGAAGAACAAACAGGUGUGUGAGCCAGAGAACCCGUGCAAGGACAAGACCCACAACUGUCACAAGUAUGCCGAAUGCAUCUAUAUCAGCCACUUCAGUGACCCCAUGUACAAGUGCGAGUGCAGGACUGGCUACGCUGGAGACGGCUUCAUUUGUGGAGAGGACUCAGACUUGGAUGGCUGGCCCAACCUGAACCUCGUGUGUGGUGCCAAUGCAACUUAUCACUGCAAGAAGGAUAACUGCCCUAGCCUUCCGAACUCUGGACAAGAAGACUUUGACAAAGAUGGUCAAGGAGAUGCUUGCGACAAGGAUGACGACAAUGAUGGAAUUCUAGAUGAGAGGGACAACUGUCCCCUCCUUUACAACCCUCGCCAGUUCGACUUCGACAAGGAUGAGGUGGGCGAUCGCUGCGACAACUGUCCGUAUGAACACAACCCUGCUCAAAUAGACACUGACAACAAUGGAGAAGGGGACGCCUGCGCAGUGGACAUUGAUGGAGAUGAAAUCAUGAAUGAGAACGACAACUGCCCCUAUGUGUACAACACUGAACAGAAGGACACUGACAUGGAUGGAGUUGGUGACCAGUGCGACAACUGUCCACUGCUACACAACCCUGACCAGACUGAUGUUGACAAUGACCUGGUUGGAGAUCAGUGUGACAAUAACCAGGACAUUGAUGAAGACGGCCAUCAGAACAACCUGGACAACUGUCCAUAUGUGGCCAACGCCAACCAGGCUGACCAUGACAAGGAUGGCAAAGGAGACGCUUGUGACUAUGAUGAUGAUGAUGAUGGUGUACCUGACGACAAGGACAACUGCAGGCUGACACCCAACGCGGACCAGCUGGACUCUGAUGGCGAUGGAAGAGGCGACGCCUGCAAAGAUGACUUUGACAACGACAGUAUCCCAGAUAUUCUUGAUGUGUGUCCGGAGAACAACGCCAUCAGUGUCACAGACUUCCGGAAGUUCCAGAUGGUCCACCUGGAUCCCAAGGGAACCACUCAAAUUGAUCCAAACUGGGUGGUCCGACACCAGGGCAAAGAGCUGGUUCAGACUGCCAACUCUGACCCGGGCAUCGCAGUAGGUUUUGAUGAGUUCAGCGCUGUGGACUUCAGCGGAACUAUGUACGUGAACACGGACAGAGACGACGACUAUGCAGGCUUUGUGUUCGGCUACCAGUCGAGUGGGCGCUUUUAUGUAGUGAUGUGGAAGCAGAUCACACAGACAUACUGGGAGGACAAGCCCUCCAAGGCCUUUGGCAUUUCUGGCGUUUCGCUCAAAGUCGUCAACUCGACCACUGGCACCGGAGAAAACCUCAGGAAUGCUUUGUGGCACACGGGCAACACUCCGGGACAGGUGCGUACCCUGUGGCACGACCCCAAGAACAUUGGUUGGAAGGAUUACACAGCUUACAGGUGGCAUCUCAUUCACAGACCGAAGACUGGUUUUAUAAGGGUUGUGGUCUAUGAAGGUAAACAGAUCAUGGCUGACUCGGGACCAGUUUAUGACAAGACUUUCGCUGGAGGAAGGCUAGGGUUGUUUGUCUUCUCGCAAGAGCUGGUGUUCUUCUCCGACCUCAAGUAUGAGUGCAGAGAUAAGCCGGAGUUGCCAACAGUGUUCACAAGAUAACUGAAUCAAGCCUGGUAGGAAAACACCAGAAGGCAAAAAGACAAGAAUCCCUCAAAGUAAACAUCACGUCAUCGCUGAAUCCAUUUCAACGUAAAUGAGACUUUCCGUGCUUUUCCGUGUUGUGCCACUGGAGAGGAAACCGUGGCCGACUUCAGUUUUCCUGUUGAUGCAUUUCCCACGCUGGGAAAGAAAAAAAAAAACGAAUGAGAGUGGACAAGUUCUUAAAAAAAAGCCUCAGCAGAUUAUCUAAUUAUAACUAUUGUACCUAUGUCUACAAUUUAAAGGACUCAUUGUACAACCACUUACAUGCUGUAUGUGCUCUCCUACAGUUCCUUACUCUCUAAAGCUUGUAAGCGACUCGGUUGUUCUCUGUCUUUCGGCUCAUUCAUGGCUUCUGUUUUAAGAACAACUGGUCAUAAAGUGUCUUGACAUCUAACAUAAACUGUAACCAAAGCAUAAUCAUCUCUCAAGUCCAUUACUAUUUCUCCUCAUCCCUUUCAUCCUGAAUGUGGUUUUUUUUUUCUUCUUUUUUUACGGAGAAUUUGAGUGAAUGAUUGAAAUAAGCCAUUUUAGUAAGUGCCAAAGAUGUUUAUACUAAGUCUGUAUUAUAAUUCCUUUUGUAAAUUAUUUAUGCUUCGCCUGUUUUGUUUGUUCGCAUUUUUUUUUUUGCUAGUUUGUAAAUAAUUAUUUAUUUGUUUACACUGACAAAACGCAUAAUUGAGUAUCACGAAAGUCAAAAAUAACACAUUAUAUUACAAGAUCUUUUUUUUUCUUUAGCAUUAUCAUGCACUUCCUUUCCUUGUUAGUUUUUCUUUUCCAGACAAACUGUAGCGUAAAGCUUCAGAGAGGAUAAACAUCAGCUGCUUUUAAGUAAUCACAUACAUAAGCAGCUGCCGAAGAAAGUUUAUUUGGGUAGUAUGUGUAUGUAAAAAAAAAAAAAGAGAAAAUAAAGCCACUGUUUAUUUUAUUUUAUUUUUUUAAGCUGUCCAGACAGUGCCUCGUUGUCCUCAAAAGUGAUAUAUCACUUUGGUACACGUGAAACAUUUCUCAGUGCUUAUUAACGGUCCAUCGCCAAAAUUGGCUACAAAAUGUGCUUCUGGCACCGCAGCACCCUUUUGUUUGUUUUUCUUACCUGAUAAUGAAAGACUUUGUAUCUGUAGCACAAACAAAAAAAGAUUAGGGGGAACACGUCAGUUUAAAAGUUAGUGAAAUAAAGAGAAUUGCACAAGUGCCUGAUUCCUUUUGGAUCUGAUAUUGUGUACCGAGCGCCAAGUGACAUAUCACAUUAAAAGCUGAGGGUCUGAGGUUCAGCAGGCAGUCAUUAUGUGCGAUGGAGUCACGAUGAUCAAAUACAGUGAAAAUAUUUUAUACAAAUUACUUUUUUAAAUGCAUAUGUUUGUCAUCAGUAUCACUUGCGGAUGUUGUGAAUCUUUGCAGUGUCGGUUGGAAAAAAAAAAAAAAAAAAAAGGAAUCCCGACGAAGGUCUCCACAAACAGAGUGUGACUGUGUGACUGUGUCGUGUGGAUCAAGGACAUGUCAGUGAAAAACCUUUCUGUGGUUAGUCUGUAUAGCAUUCGUGUUCUUUCAUGUUUGGUUUCCAUCUUGUUCAUUUUGUUUGAGAGUUUGCAAUGCACAAAAUGUAAAUUUCUUUUGUAUACUUGUGUUGUUAGAUAUACAUUUUCUACAAACAUUAGUGUAAGAUUGUUCUGUUUCAUAAAUAAAUCACUUGUACACCA
Molecule: messenger RNA, 5468 nt
Organism: Acanthopagrus latus (yellowfin seabream)
Lineage: Eukaryota; Metazoa; Chordata; Actinopteri; Spariformes; Sparidae
Gene: thbs2a
Product: thrombospondin 2a
Exons: 23
Coding region: 181-3732 (1183 amino acids)
Biological process (GO): negative regulation of angiogenesis; cell adhesion
Cellular component (GO): extracellular region
Molecular function (GO): calcium ion binding; protein binding
Source: RefSeq, a predicted model, not a curated record